Molecule: messenger RNA, 4626 nt
Organism: [Torrubiella] hemipterigena
Lineage: Eukaryota; Fungi; Ascomycota; Sordariomycetes; Hypocreales; Clavicipitaceae
Source: the annotation of a GenBank genome assembly
UUGAUUAGUUGGCGAUUUAUAAAUCCAUUAACAUUUGCAUAUGUUUUUUGCAUCAUGAAUACACCACCAUAACGCCAUGCAUCUCUCCCAUAAGGCUACCGGCUGUCUGUGCAAGGCUGGACGCUAGCGCCAAUUCCCGGAGGUGGAAAUCGCAUCAGGCCUUUUUUUCCCACUUCACUGGAGUCUUCAACUUCCACGACUUCACAACCACGCCUGCAUCGACGCGCCGCCACCGCACAGCACGAAUUCAUCAAAAGCGACACGCAAUCAGUCGCAAACAUGGCGCCUAAUACACAAUACGGAAAGCGCGUUAAGCUCACGCAAGUCCGACGGCCGUUCGUCAUUGGCUCUACCGCCACGCCGUUUUCCGACUCCAACCCUCGACCCGUCGGAGCGCCUGACAACCAUACGCACUCGUGGGAGGUGUUUGUCAAGGGUGUCGAUGAUACAGAUAUUACAUAUUGGCUUCGCCGAGUUCAGUUCAAGCUGCACGAGUCGAUUCCCAACUGCGUCCGGAUGAUUGAAGCUGAACCUGGUAAGGCCUUUAGCGUCACCGAGACUGGAUGGGGUGAGUUCGAUAUAGGAAUCAAGCUGUAUUACAUCAAUGAAUCCGCGGAGAAACCCCAAACCAUGUACCACUACUUGCGCCUACACCCGUUUGGCCGCAACGACGAAGAGAAGGCGGCGAUGGUUGCGCAAAAUGGCCAGAUUAGAUCAUGGAGCUACGAAGAGCAACUAUUCAACGAACCGUUCGAAGUAUUCUACAACAUUCUCACAAGUGGUGCCGUCCCCAAGGGCUGGAAAGGCACUGGCAAGGGCAAAGGCAAAAACAAGGCACCACCACCAUUGCCCGCACCCGACAGCGGCGAGGUCUGGGAACAUACUGCGAUGAUUCCUAGACAUACACGCCCAGGCCAGCCGUUUAGCAGAGAAACCGAGGCUGCCGAAAUCAAGAAGCUGAAGGACGCGCAAACCAAGACGGAAGAAAUGAACGCCAAAUUACUGGAGGAGCUCAAGGACAAGGAGGCCCUGUUGGCAAAACUCAAGGCAGAAAAUGCGGCAGCUGCUGUCGCGGCCAAACCCGCCUAGAAGACGAGACGGCCGCGGAAGCGCAAAAUCAAAGAUAACUACUGAGGCAAGCCUCGCGAGCGCUGUAGCCCAGCGCGCCGCGCCGCUGCUACCUCUCCAGCAGCUCUGUUUAUUGAUGGCGUCCGACUAGCCUCUAGUUGCAGCGUCCAAUCGCCGCUCACCAGCGAUACAUCGAUUUCUACGGAGCUUAAUGGACAAUGAACCUGUCCCAGAAAGACGCGACACGCUGAGCAAGACACUGGAAACCAGUAAUGCCAGGGCGAACAACAGCACAGGCGCACACCAUGUUUUUUAUAAUACGACACCAGAUGAAGGGAGUAUGCAUUACGACGAUGCAGAGCAACAAAAGUCAUCAUGCUUCACAAGGUUCAGAGGCAUUUGGAAAUUAGAAUAGAGCAAUAGAUUGGAGUGAUUCUCGCAUCUUGUCCUACACUGCCCGCGAUCUAAGCGCGAGCAUCAAAAAAACAUCAUCAUAAUAAGCUCAAACUCCAUGUCCGUCACAGAGUAUCCCAGUCAAGGCCCUGUUCCCUACAGGUACCCUCAAGUAAAAAUCGCAAAAUAAGUAGGCUCUUGUGAGAGCCUCCCAGCAGAUCCUUGACACUCCCCAAACCGGGAGCACCGUCCCUAAAAAAACAAAUUUUCCGGCCCGGCCAACAGUAAAUCAAAACAGGUAUCAAUAGCAGAAUGAGGCCGCAAGCAAAGUCUUCCCAAGUGGAAAGGCAUCAAAUGCAAAAAAUGCUUGCUAGUGAAUGAAAAAGUAAAAAGGCAGUCUGCAUAUACCUGUCCUCCCGGGACCAGAUGUCGCAACCAAAAGAUGAAAAAUGGCAAUGUUGCAAGGCUCAAUGAAAAGGGCAAACAAGUAAACUACACAUGCAGUAAACAGGUCUCGCUGUGACCUGGUCUCCAAAGCAAAUAGGAGUAUGAGUGCUGUGUUGCCGCGGUGCGCCGCUAUGAGACAGAUGCAAAUAAAGAAGCAGAAAUGUACAUCAUUCGGCGACGAAGAUGCUGUCGCAAAAAGGAUGUCAUAAGUAGAGCCCGUACAUUAAAAAGAAGAGGGCAUAAAAGUUGCAGUCGUAAGAAAAAGGAAUGGCAGUAAUGUACAGGUUUUUGUUGAACGGGUGUGGUUUAGUGAGAAGAGGCUUCGUAGGCAGGAGGGGGAACCGGUUCCGGGUCGGCCUCCCAGUUGCCCUGGCGGCGUUGCUUCUCGUCGUAAACGCGCUUGGCAAUUUCGCCAGCCAUCUUCAUGAUCCAAGCUUGCUCGAGAAUCACGGAAGAGGUGUCGGAGCUGGAACAGUGCUGAUCAGCAGCGGAGCCAAUCUUUUCACUGGCCUUGAGAGACGCAAUGAGCUCUUCGGAGGGAUCAUACUCUUGAGAAAGAGGAGAGCGAGCAUGGGAUUCCUUCAAAGAAGCCUUGGUUCGCUCGAGGUCCUGCAGACGCUUGACCAGGUCCAUAGGAACAGGCAUCUGAGGGGGAAUGCCGCCAUCAGAGGCAGUGGAGCUGAAUCGAACCUUUCCGGUAGACUUGUCCUUGACCUCUACACCAGCUUCGGCAUCGGAAACAGAUGGUGCGACGACGGGCUCAGACAGCGGCAUGUUCACUGAGGCGGUAUCGGUGGCAUCGUCAGACAUGGCGUCGGAGGAACCGGCCUCAGACUUGGCGCGGCGCAAGUUCACAACACGGGUCUUCUUCUUUCUUCCAGGUCGGGAGCGGUGGUGAGCAGCUGCUGAUGGAAUAUUGCCCGAGUUUAGUGAUACAAGCGAUGGUCGUGUUGGGAAGUAUCCCUGUGACCCGCUUGCGGUGUCUGAGAAGGUGUAGAUUGUGCUGGCAGCUCCUGGCACAGAGUACGUCUUUGUAAGGCUCGGUGUCAAAGUAGCUGGCGAGGACGAGUCGGAAUGGUCCAAAUGGCCAGACCAUGCUCGGAAGACCACGUCGCGAAUGCCGGGGGUGAACAGCGACAACGUGCGAUGCGAAUCGGUCAAUGCUGCUAGUCGAAGUAGGUUCUUUUGAGAAAAGAGCGAUUGCAUCUCGCCAUUUCCAGUAAUAGACAAAUCUGAUAGACCCUGUAGGUCAAUCAAAUUACCGCUUGCGUCGACAGGAUCGGAGGGUAGGCUGGCAAAUGGAUUCACACGAAGCUCGUCGCCAUUGUCAACCGGGGUUUCGGCGCCCUUCUGGGUAGCAUCAGGACACCAGAGCUGCAGUGACAAUCUAUGAAUAAUAGCAGGCAAUUCGUCCAUCAUCAAGUUGCGCAGUUGUUGCUCGAUGGUUCGCUGGAGGUAGUCGCGGACGAAUUGGAUCGAGUCAAAGGUCGACGAGACCUUGAGAGACUCAAGGGGGUCAUUUCGAAAGACUAGUGUCAAGCCUUUUUGCUUAGAAAAGACCAAUAUAAUAAAGGCGGAUAGUUUAAAGUCGGAUAAUGUAAUGGAGAGUGGGAUGGUAAGGCCAGACGCAGCCGCAAGCGGUUGAGGAGACGUGAAGCUUGGUUUAGAGUCGAGAUAUGUAUUGAGGGGAUUUGCCUGUAAUAACAGCAAUUAGUUUUAUGUCCAUAGUUUGCAUUGACACCUUGCGAGUAAGACAGAGUGUUUGGCAAUUGUUCUCGUGCUGUGCAAAUUUCCGUGGACAGUGGUGGACCAGUGCUACGGGCGCGAGUCGUGGGUUGCAAACCCAGGGGCAGUGCGAAAAAAAAAAAGUUAAGGUAGGAACGGUCAUACCUGAACACGGGUCUUUAAAGUCAAGAAAGCAUCGCCAGAAUAUGUCAUUUUGAAAAUUCCGCGGAAUCUGUCUUCAGCAAGAUCGCCAAUCUCGAGGAUUUCCAGGUCGGGGGGCAAGGUGCCCAAGUUAAAUUCGCUAACCAGAAUGUCGUCAACAAUGAUGGGCGGCUUUGGCGACUUAUUGAGCGCCUUGGUCAAGAGGUCGCGAGCGCGCGAGUAAAACUCGGCGUCGGCCGUCAAGGGUGACCAGUUAAAGUUAAAGGCCAUGUUGAGAUGGCAGUUAUUGCCUCGCGAUCAUUAAGGAGGAGGUUGUUUAUCAAAUCGAGGCUUGGUCGUCGUUCGGGCUUCCGGAGAAAGCGAAUCGUCAAGGAGCACCAGGUAUGCGGUUAUUAUUUCUUCUUUUGAGAAAAACGAUCUCUCCAAAGAAGAGCAAAUAUAAAGGAUGAAUAUGAGCAGUCGGCAGAUUAUUGACCGGUCGUAACGGUUGACGUUGACGAAGCCGAGAGGUAGCUGAAGGGAGGAAGAAGACGCAGCGCGGAGCGACGAUGACUGCAUAUAUUGUCAGCUCUCGUCAUUUUUUUUCUUCCUCGGGUGCAAACGGGGGUGCGCUGUGGUUCGGGGUUUUUUUUCUGCUUCAGUGGGUUCCUAGGUACUGUGACCCUCGGGACAGCAGCGCUGGCUUGUGGCUUUACCACUAGCUUCUCCUCCCUUGGCUUCCCCACAACAUGCAACCACUUGGGUACCUCCCCGCAGAAGCUCCGCCCAUUGGGUACAUUGGGUGUCAGUCAACUUACCCCCUAAACUAGUGAAAUUAUAGCAUCCUUAGCA